AUGGACGUGUACAAGAGGGACUGGUCGUGUCUCGUCAGCGUGGUCGGUGGGCCAGGGUUGCCCGAUCCGCACGCGCAGGAGUGCGAGAGCGGGUACACGCCGCUACACUUGUUGCUAGACCGAGGACACUUGCACAUCGCAGAGCGGGUAUACUCACGGUGGGCUCAAGAGUGGGCAGAGACCCCAGGGGGCCGUCGUGGGCACAUAUCCAACGCAAGGGACAGAGAGGGACUCACUCCACUGGAGUUGUACCGUUGCAAGUGGCUGUCCGCGGCGAGACACCCACGCGGACUCUCCUACAAAUGGGGCCCGCGCCGCCGUAUACAGAUUGAGUGGACCACCGUGGACAGUACCCCCACAGAUGCAUCGCACGUACUCACCCUCGGGUCCAACACGAACUACCAGCUGGGUACAGGACACAAGGACGACAGGCAGAACUUCUACCAGUUGCAUGUGGACCAACUGCCGGCAGAGAGGGGUCCGGCUCCGGGGGCAUUCCCCUCCCUUGACAAGAGAAUCGUCGCCGCUAAGGUGACCAAGUACUACUCGACAUUGGUCCUGAAUGAUGGGACCCUUUACACCGCGGGGAACAGCUCCAGGGGGAGACUUGCCAGCCGGGGGAACAACAGCAACGGCAGCCCACAGCUCGGAUUUACCCGCGUGGCAAAGAUGCCCUCCCUUGUGCUACAACUUGCCUCAAGCGAACACCAUACGGUAGUCCUCUGUGAGGACGGUGCGGUUCUCUCAUGGGGGUGGAACAGCUUCGCACAGUUGGGUCACUCCUCCACUGCAAACUACGACGAGAAUGCAUGCUGUGCAGUCCCGCGUCGUAUACGAUUCCCAGGAUUUCCCACCACAAGUGGACCCCGAAUCACCUCCGUCAGUUGCUCAAGGAUCCACUCUGCGGCUAUCUCGCAAGACGGACAGUGCUACCUUUGGGGGCUUAACGUAGGUCAGAUGGGCACUUCCGCGUCCUCAGCGGAACACGCGCACACGGACACACACUACGCUGGGCACCCUGGCCACAUUGAACAGCGGCCAGUGGUAGUACAAUUGCCCGCGGGUGUCCAACAGGUACUCUGCACGGAAUUCGCAACCUUUGUCAGAGCCAAGGGGAAUACGCUACACGUCCUCUCGAACUACACGACAAGGACUUUCAAAGUGCCUCUGCCUCGUGGUAAGGGCUACAGGGCGCCAGACCCGUUCAACCACUUCACAAGGAGAGACGUCCCCAAUGGGAUCGUCGACAUGAAGUGUUCUAACAAGUUCGGCAAUAACAUCGCAUUCCGAUUCGAGUGCGGACGACUGGGCACCAUCUCCAUCAGGGAGGAGUCGCGCUCAAUGUGGUCCAACAUUACAAACAACGUGCUCCCAGUGAACCUGACGUGGUCCCCGAACUACAAGUUUGACAACUGCAGGGACUUCGAUAUCGCAACCUCAGGCAGGAUCGUCCUAUGCACAGCAGCAGGACAGGUGUACAAGGCAACGGGGGACUCCCAACAAGGUUUCGAAAUGAUCCACAGCGGGAAACUCGUCUCGGGCCAUGCUCUCAGAGUCUCGUGCGAUUCCACCUUCGGAUCCUUCCUCGUCUUGAAGGACGAGACAACCCACAUCGCAGCAAACUAUGGGAGGGAUAACCUAAUCAAUGAGUUUGCAACGCACUCCCCAUGGGGGUCCACAGACGAGGGGGUAGAUUCCCUCAUCUUCGGGAUGCGCGGGCAAGACACAGACAGUACGCGGAGUCUUAUCACUUUGCAAGCCAGCGGGAGCAACCAGUUCGAAGAGUACUCGGUGCCGCAGUCUGGACCCUCGAGGCGACAGAGUGACGGCAACGUGGUCUUUCUCUAUGGGGAGGGACCGCUAUGUCGUUGCGACAGGACGCUCUUGAAAAGCAAGUGUCAACGGUUCGUCAAGUCCCUGCAGACAACUGGCCAGUUUAUGACAGAGGACGGUAACAUCACUUUUACUUUGCAAGACAGCUUCGAAAGCGAUCGGUGGAACAUCGCUGUCGCGGCCCCUGCAAAUUUCCCCGUGGGGGACGCCCUCGCACAUUUCGUCCAUUUCCUCUACACAGACGGGAAGCCAACAAAACAACAGUUCACAAGCCUGAUCUUCAACCUCGCAGAGGACGCUCUACAUUUCAGGAAACUUAACUCAUACUUGCAAGAACUGUUGCAACUGUGCCUCAAUUAUUCGCCGUCCCAGGAGACACUAUUGGAAAAACCAGAUACCAUCGUGCAAUUAAAUGACGGGAUCGUCUACGCACAUUCCUUCAUUUUGGCCACAAGAAUGGCCUUCUUCAAAACAUGGAACAAGAGAGAAUGGGCCAGGAGAGACGCGGACAAUAUGAAGGUAAUAGCAAUACCAGCCAUGUCCAUCGAGCAUUUUGUCUGCUUCUUGAAAUAUGCAUACGCAAGCGGCUACAAGGAGUCCGUCAGUGAUGUCCCGCACGGGAAAUCCUUCUUCGAAUGCCUCCAGUUCUUGCUUGAACUUCUACAAUUCAGUGACAGGUUUCUAAUGAUACCGUACAUGACCUUCUUGGAAGCACUCAUCGCUACGUAUAUCACCGGCGACACGGUGUUGCUGAUCCUCAUAAACGCACACUACUGCAAUGCCCACAUGCUCAGUAUGCUGUGUUGUUCGUUUAUCUGCAUGCAUGUGGGCAUACUGUUCACAGCAGACAACAUGCCCAUUUUGAGGGACUCAUUCACACCACAGCUAUGGCACUUGUUGGAGGGGACUCUGAGAGAUUCAAGGGAGCCGAAAUUGGCGACCCAUCUGCAUAUGCCUGUCCCCUGGUACGAAGAUCACAGCGUCAACUGGUUGAGUUUGUUCAAAAACAACAUUAAGGCAUUCAACGACAAGUUUAUCUCGCAGGAUAGGCCCUUCGAGCCACUGUUUGACUUGAAGGUAGUUGACCUGAAACCCAAAUCUACCUCCAGGAGAGGUUCCAUUGCCAUCGAUAAAACAAGACGACAGUCGUCAUCUGUUGGAAGACUAAAAGGUAACAGCGCGUCGGCACGGAGAAAGUCGAGUUUUGCAAAUCAGGUACCAGUGGAGAUCCUAAGGAGGAAUAGCGUCAGGCCCAGUGUCGAUACGAGUGCCAUUGAGGACACGGACGAGUUCAUCGAGGUAAAGAAAAAAUCUAAGAGAAGAGACUCGGAACAGUCCAAACCAAUUGGCCCCGUAACUAAACAGACACCUACUUCAAGGGCAUCGAUAAGCGAGAUUGUCAUCCACUCAGAAGACCAGAGCACAACAGAUCUCCCAUCAUUGUUGACGCCACCUUCGUCGUCGAAAGCUGAUGUUUCGACGUCAGGGUCGACAGAGGACGUAUCGUCUUCUAAGGGCCCACGCGUGUUCAAGAAGACUAGCCAAAAGGAACGGAGGAAAAACAGUGCCGUUGAUGGGGGUUCCAAUGAUAAAAGCGGUAAGAAACCCGUUUGGGGUACUUCCACUGUGCCCAAAAGCAAGACGAAGGAUGAAAAGUCUAACAAUUCGGGAUCCAAAUCCACCCCAUUGCCGUCACUAUUGAACGGUGUCACCCCUGAUAUCAAACAGCAGAGAAAGCGAGGGAAAAAGAAACCUUUGGCCGAUGAAGGAUCCUCUGUUAAAAUCACAGAGUUUGUCAGCAGUGGUAAUCCAGGUGGCAUAAAGCCAUACAUGACCUCGACGAAAUCGGAAAUAAACGAGAUAGCAGCGACCUUCUCAGAUCCAACCGCAGAGCAUAGAACCUCCGUGGAGGAGCAAAUUGCCGCCCUAGAAUUUGAAAAGUGGUUCGCAAAGGAGAGUGCGAAGGUCCAAAUCAACUUGAAGAAGGAUGCUAACAAUCUUCAGGCGGUGUACGCGAGCACGGACAACUUCCCCGAGUUUUUUGGUGGUCAGGAGGGCAAGCCGAAGAAGAAAGUCAAGGCCAAGUUUCCAAGUAAACGUAAAGUGGCGAAGAGCGAUGUAAAGGAUGUCAUACGAUAG
Molecule: messenger RNA, 3972 nt
Organism: Huiozyma naganishii CBS 8797
Lineage: Eukaryota; Fungi; Ascomycota; Saccharomycetes; Saccharomycetales; Saccharomycetaceae
Exons: 1
Coding region: 1-3972 (1323 amino acids)
Molecular function (GO): protein binding
Source: RefSeq, a predicted model, not a curated record